Messenger RNA from Penicillium verhagenii, 255 nucleotides. RefSeq lists its product as uncharacterized. The transcript has a single exon. The record is from RefSeq and is a predicted model, not a curated record. Bases 1 to 255 code for a protein of 84 amino acids. NCBI's taxonomy places the organism in Eukaryota, Fungi, Ascomycota, Eurotiomycetes, Eurotiales, Aspergillaceae.
AUGACGGCGAAAAUGACCACUUUGGACACCAGAAAGCAACUCUGGAUUCCAGCCCCUGACAGCCCCGGAACACUUUUCUGUACCCCAGAGUCGUUGAUCAUCUUGAACGAGUCGAAGACCUGUGGUAAGGCUUGCUAUUUGGGUGGCUUGAAGCUUCAUGCUCCGCUGGCGGCUGCCAAGUAUAAAGUCCUCGACUCAUGGGGACAUCCACAGGGCAAACCGAGCAAACCGAGCAAAUUGAACAAAAAUACUUGA